Procambarus clarkii (red swamp crayfish) is the source of this 540-nucleotide messenger RNA. Lineage: Eukaryota; Metazoa; Arthropoda; Malacostraca; Decapoda; Cambaridae. The record is from RefSeq and is a predicted model, not a curated record.
AUGGGUAGAACAUUUUACAACAGAGAGGACUCUUCACAACAGGGAGAAUAUUCCACAACAGAGAGGACCCUCUUCAAAACGAAGAAUCCUCCACAACAGAGAAAACCCUUCACAACUGAGGGUACUAUCCACGUUAGAGAACCCACCUCAACAACAGAGAGGACCCUCCGUAACAGGCACAACCUUCUACAAGAGAAAGGGUCAUCCACAAGAGAAAGGGUCAUCCACAAGAGAAAGGGUCAUCCACAACAGAGUGAGACCUCCACAACAGAGAGGGUCCUCCACAACAGAGAGGGUCCUCCACAACAGAGUGAGACCUCCACAAAAGAGAGGGCCCUUCACAACAGGGAGGGCCCUCCACAACAGGGGGUGCCCUCCACAACAAAGAGAGCCCUCCACAACAGGGAGGCCCCUCCACAACAGGGAGGGCCCUCCACAACAGGGAGGGCCCUCCACAACAGGGAGGCCCCUCCACAACAGGGAGGGCCCUCCACAACAGGGAGGGCCCUCCACAACAGGGAGGGCCCUCCACAACAAUGA